Messenger RNA from Amphibalanus amphitrite, 3240 nucleotides. RefSeq names its product leucine-rich repeat neuronal protein 2-like. The transcript has 2 exons. The coding region runs from base 671 to 2908 and encodes 745 amino acids. Gene Ontology annotation, cellular component: extracellular matrix. Lineage: Eukaryota; Metazoa; Arthropoda; Thecostraca; Balanomorpha; Balanidae. The record is from RefSeq and is a predicted model, not a curated record. Gene Ontology annotation, molecular function: protein binding.
GCCGCCGGCCGGCCGCGCAGAGCCCGUCCGGCGCGUCGGAGAGCGCUGCUGCCUGUGCACGGGGUCAGGGCCGCCGCCUGGAGCAGUCCGAACGCUGCCGCGCCGGAGAGCACGGACAACUCCGAGAGACGGAGCACCGCCCAGGGGCAGACGAGACCGUGAGAGGACAGAGACAGGCGGGAUGCGUGCUGGGACUGAGGUUUCCAGUGGCGGUGCGACUAAAGCUGCAGGAUAGACCGCGUGGCGCCUCGGCCGGUCGUCGGAGGACUGCUGAUAUCUUCCAACCGCCGAGGUGAAGAACAGGGCCGGCCGGAGGCGGUGAUUGACCGUGACGAGCCGAGGGCGCUCCACCGCCGCUGGAGGAGCGACGAGAGGAGCAGUUGUGCCGCUACGAGAGGAGCAGUUAUACCGCGACAGCAGUAGUUAAUGGUUCGUCGCGAUGAAAGAUUUUGGUUGGUAGAGAGAGCAGCACCUAUAUCGCCUAGAAAGAACAGUUGAACUUCAACAGGACGAGCAGUUCUUUACGACAUCGGAGAAACACCCAGUCGAGAAGGAGAAGGGGAGAGGUCGAGGAGGAGAGGUUGAGGAGGAGAGGAGGAGAGGAAGAGAGGAACAGAGCAGUGUUACCGUGCCGGCACAGGUGUCGUGCUGUGAUAUAGGAACGCUCGAGAUGUUGCCGUCCGUUCCGCAGACGCCGGCGCUGCUGCCGGUGCUGCUGCCUGCUCUGACUCUAUCUCUGGUCUCCGGGGUGGGCCGGCCGGGCGGUGUCUGUCCGUACAGCGGCUCGGUGGCCGACUGCGCCGCUCGGAAUCUCACCUCCCCUCCGUCCGGUCUGUCCCAGAACACCACCGAGCUGCUGCUGCAGCACAACCGGCUGGCGCGGCUCGACUUUGGCCGGCUCGGCCUGCUGCAGCGGCUGGAGCUGCUCAACUGCAGCGGGUCCGGCCUGAGAGCCAUCAGCGGCAGCGGCGCCGGCCUGCCCAGUCUGCAGCGGCUCGACCUCAGCGGGAACCUGCUCUCCGCCGUCUCGGCCAACACGUUCCGUAGUUUCACGGCGCUGCGCCAGCUGGACUUGUCGCGGAACCGGAUCGGCAGCGUGGCCGACGCCGGCCUGGUGCUGCCGCGGCUCACCGAGCUCGAUCUGUCGCACAACCUACUCACGGCGCUCACCAGGUAUGCGCUGAUCGACCUCACCGAGCUGCAGUCAGUCGAUCUCUCGCACAACCUGCUGCUGAGGGUGGCGGGCGGCGCGUUCGCCGGCGCCCGUAACUUCUCCCGCCUGGACCUGUCCUCCAACCGGCUGAGUCGGCUGCAUGUGGCUGCACUACGUGGACUGCACGUGCAGACACUGGAUCUAUCCGAUAAUAUGUUCCGUAAUCUGCCGACUGAGGCGCUGAAGGCGGUGAAAUUUGCCGGGGUGCUGGAAUUGAGCGGUAACCCGGUGGAGCGGCUCGGUACCCGCGCUCUACACAAGGUGAGCGCGCGUCAGGUGCAGUUCAGCCGGGCGGCCCCGCUGCGGCGCGUGGCGCGUCACGCGGUGGACGACUGUCCGCUGCUGGAGCGACUGACGCUCUCCGACAACCCGCGGCUCGACUUUGUCCAGCCGGAGAUGGCCCGGCGAGUGCCCCGACUGCGCCACCUGGAUCUCUCCGGGAACGGUCUGCUGACGCUGCACCCGGCCGCCGUGCCCGACUCCGUGCAGCGGCUGGACCUGCGCCGGAACCCCCUGCGCUGCGACUGCACGCUGCGCUGGCUGGUCGGAGGCCAGAGGCAGCUCACGGCGGCGGUGGGAGACGUCUGCGCCCCGGCCGGCCUGAGCGCGCUCCCACCGCGCUGUGCCCCGCACGUGCUGCCUCUGUUCGCUGAGAACCGGACAGAGCGGCUGGGCGAGUCGGCCAGCUUCCUGUGCGCGGGCGGCGGCGUGCCGGCGGCCAGCCUGCUGUGGACGCUGCCCGCGGGCGGCCGCCUGUCCGAGGGCCAGUGCACCGGCCGCGUGUGUCACGAGAGGGGCCGGCUCACCGUCCGCUACCUCCACACCAACGACAGCGGCCGCUACACGUGCGCCGCGUCCAACACCCUGGGCCGGUCUCACCGCUCUGUGGAAGUCGCCGUGCGCAGUCCGCGGGUCGUCCUCGAGCCCGUCUCCGUGACCUCCACCUUUGUCACCGUGUCCUGGAGCGUGACUGGCGGCGCUGCCGUGCUGCUCGGUCAGCGCCGCGCCACCGACACCAACACCACCCACUUCAGCGCGCACAGCCUGGGCCUGCAGGCGCAGAGCUUCACCUUCAGUCAGCUGGCGCCCGGUACCGAGUACACCUUCUCAGUGGCGCUGCAACGCGCCGAGUUCGUCAUCCCGCUGAAGGCACUGACGGUGACCACCAGGCGCGCCGGGUUCCUGCACAUGCGCGGCCGGCGCAGAAACUAUACGACCGUCAUCGCCAUGGCGGUGCCGGCCACGCUCAUCGUGCUCACCUGUCUGGGCGUGUGGGUGCGCAAGCUGCACCACUGGCGCCGCCACAGGAGGCACCUGACGCUGCAGCAGCUGGCACGCGGCGGCGGCGGCGGCGUGCUGCCCAGCGUCUCCAACACCUCCGACAUGGCUCUGCUGAACCACGCGGCGGCCGUACACGCCAGUGAGCAGCGCGCCGAGGGGCCCGAGCCGCUGCUCGAGACGGCCGACGUCGGCUGUCUCAGCCAGUCCACGGACGAACUGGUGCCCACCUCCGCCGGGCGAGCCGCCGGGGCCGGGGGCUCGAGCGUAGAGAGGGACGCGGCACAGGCCCGGAGCUCGAAGUCUGAGAGGGACGGUGCGCCGACUGGUUCGUGCGCAGUGAUUUCAGUAGGCACUCGGCAGGAAAACAGAGCGUCUGCGCCACCUGUGUCGAGUGAUGUGGUAGGGAGAAUCUGACUGCGUUGAGGUUGGUACGUACAUGCGUGUGUGUUUCUGCGCGAGCGCUGUUCCUUGCUGACCCAGUGAUGUUACUGUACAAAGACGUCGCCCCUAGUUUUCCUGGAGAGACUAGCGAUGGAGCGGUGAUCAGGUAGCCGCUGGUCUGCGAACGGUAGGUGGUUCCGCACAAGUAAUAUGUGUUGUUUGUUGACGUUGGUCAUAAAAUACAUUUUAACAAAUGGCUGUUUUCAUCGAUCGACACCGAAAACAACUGAGGUUGGAAAGAGGCCCAUUCGAGUAAUUGAGAGAAGUGCGCCGGUGUGUUUUUAGAGACGGGCCUUCAAUCGACG